UAGAAGACAUUUUCCUCUGAUCUCUUGAAGGAAGUCUAUAGUUUUUUGAAGAUUCUGAAGUUUUGAGUUGGAUACAUUCUAUUUUCUUCCCAGAAUGUUUGAUGGAUAUGAAGACACAGAGGAUACUGAAGUGUAUGAAGAUGAGCUUUAUCAUGAGGAGUCAUCCAGUGAGCAGAGUGUUGAUAGUGAGGUAGAAUUUCAUCUUUACAGCCAGAUCCACUACUCCCAAGAUCUUGGAGAAAUUAGCAGACUGGAAAUAAAUGAAGAAGCUGAUGUUGCAGAAGUCAGGGGUCAGAGUUCAGUUCUCCCUGAGAAAUUGCAUCAGGACAAGAACAUUGUUGAACUGCCUGAUGAUGAUGAUGUUCAGAUUUCAGAUGGCCAUGAGAUCAUUGUCUUGUCCGAUACACCAGAUGAAGACAGUGUUUAUAGAAGCAAAGUAAAGAAGUCAACAAACUCUGUAAAUUUAGAGAAAAAAUGUGUCCUUCCCGGAAUUUCCACACCAAAUCAUUCCAAAGUUGUUCAGUCUGAUGCUCUGGAAGCUGUUGAAUCAGUCACGAGAGUUUCAAGUCAAAGGAAAAGGGCUAGUGGGAAGCUUAGCUCUAUUGCUUCUACUGGAACACUGCAAGAGGUGAUGGUAAUAGACGAUAGCUCAAAUACAGAGGAGGAGAGCUUGAUAUCUGAAAGUGAUCAUGUGGAGAGCUGGAUGCUUUUGGAAGGCAGUACAGAUGACAAAGAUGAAGAUAUCCUUUUGAACCUUGAGGGCUGUGGAACUUCUGUCGGUGAAGGAGAAGCUGAUGUGGAUUGGUCCAUCAGUAAUAAAGAUGUGGAGGCGCAGAUAUGUAACUAUGCAACUAUGAGGCGUACAAAUGUCCGAUACUACACAGCUGAUAAAAAUGUUACCUGUAGAAAUUGCAGUAAACCAGGUCAUUUGUCCAAAAACUGUCCUGUUCCAAGGAAAAUUCCCCCUUGUUGUUUGUGUGCGGAAAGAGGUCAUCUACAAAACGCUUGCCCAGCGCGAUUUUGUUUGAACUGCAGUUUGCCUGGACAUUAUUCUAAGGAGUGUCUUGAGAGAGCCUAUUGGAAUAAGCACUGUAACCGCUGUGAUAUGAAAGGGCAUUAUGCUGAUGCUUGCCCAGAAAUAUGGAGGCAGUAUCACCUAACAACAAAACCAGGACCAAUUAAGAUGGCUAGUUCUCACUCCGAGCCCUCUGCUUUAGUGUACUGCUACAACUGUUCCCGGGAAGGACAUUUUGGAUAUGAGUGUUCAGAGAGGCGGAUGCAUGGGAGCGUUUUCCCUGCUUCCCCAUUUAUCUACUACUAUGAUGAUGAAUAUGACAUCAAGAGGAGAGCUAACAGACUAAAAAGGAAGGUUGAAGAACUGCAAGAGGCUGGCCUUUUGCCAAUACAUCUGGAGAGCCCAUGGAAGAAAGAAAAGCAUGUGGAACACAGCCAUAAGAAAAAGAAAAAACCUUGGAAAGAGCAUGGUAAACACCAUAAAGAUGACAAGUGUCUUAAAAAGACUAAGAAGUCUCGGACAGAUAAACCCAAAGCAAAGAAGCACAGAAAUGAGGCCGAAAGGGGCCAUGGGAUGGAGGAGGACUUUCCUAGAGGGCAUAAAAAGCAUGCAUCAAAGAGUGGCAAAAAAUGUCACAAGUCAGUUCUCCAGGCACAUGGCAGCAAGAAAGAAUAUGUCCAAGAAAUUUUGGAAGCAGCUAAAAGGAAAAAAAAAAGGAAAAAGCACAAGGACAGUAGUCCCAGUAUUGAUGAGGAUUUAUUUCUUAUUAAACAGAGAAAAAAGAAGUCUAAACAGAAAUCCAUCUGCUAACAAAAAAGUAGACAGUCAUGUCAUUUAGUAGCUCUGCCUAUUGUUUGUUUUUAUCCCUCUUACAACACAUACAGUUUUAAAUAUACUUUUGAAUCCCAGUUUAAAUGUACUUUAUUCUCUGUUUCCAAAAGAGUAUUCAUGAACAUGGCAUUUCUAACUUACUUAAUAGGAAGUAUUUAAUGUCCUUGGGUGGAAUGACUACAUUUUGGGGGCAGUUGCAGGUUAGGCUAUAAGUUUAUUUUACUUUCCUAUAGUGGGAGAGGGGCCUUUGUUGGUUAUUUGGUAGAAUUUUAUUCCUUAACAGGUGAGAUGUUCCUUUAUCUGUCAAAGUGGGAACUAUUGUUAGGCAAAUGUGAUUCCUUUUACAGCUGAAAUUGCAGGAGAACUUUUACUUUAGGAGGAGUCACAGUAGAGGGAAAGGAGCCUACUUCUAAAAUAAUUCUAGUCAGACCUCAAUGGAAUGCCAGGAAUUGCUUUUUCAUUUCUCUCCCUCUUGGAGGAUGUUGUCAAUUUGUUAUCUUGCACUUUGGGACAUGAUAGUCUCUUACCUUGCAGUCUGAUAUGGUGCAAUGGAUCCAUCACAAGCAUCAGUAUCAGAUACCUUUCCAGUAUCAAGUGCAAAUGAGGCUCUGAGGGAGCCCAGUCCUUGUCUUUGCUGGCUAUAAACACAGCAGGUAAAAUGAGUUAAGAAUGUGGAACAGACACUCAAGUUUACAUCUUGAUAGGCUGGGUUUUGCAUAGUGUGAAAUUUGUUUUUAAAGACAAAAGCUAUGUAGCA
Messenger RNA from Nothoprocta perdicaria, 2603 nucleotides. It is a transcript of the gene ZCCHC7, whose product is annotated as zinc finger CCHC-type containing 7. The coding region runs from base 95 to 1825 and encodes 576 amino acids. The record is from RefSeq and is a predicted model, not a curated record. The transcript is spliced from 10 exons. NCBI's taxonomy places the organism in Eukaryota, Metazoa, Chordata, Aves, Tinamiformes, Tinamidae. Gene Ontology annotation, molecular function: zinc ion binding; nucleic acid binding.